GUGGCAAAACCAUAGUAGUUUAAAGUGAGACGAGAGUGCAAGAGAGCUUCGUGGUGAAAUUUCCAAGCGAGCGAGAGAUGAAGAAGGGGAAGGGAAUCGCAGUUUCGAGCCCUAAGAGCGGAGAAGACACUGAGAAAGAUUCCCCCUUACCCACCAUCAGAUUCUCUUCCCGAAAUGCUUCCUCCAAAUACGACUUUGUCAAGGUAAAGGUGUGGUUGGGUGAAAAUGCGGAUCACUACUACGUUCUAUCCAGAUUCUUGCUCAGCAGAAUGUUAACUGUCACUAAGAUUCCAAAUCAUGUAGCUAUCAAAAUUGCUCUUGAACUCAAGAAGCUGCUUAUUGACAACAGUCUUUUAGAUGUCUCCCAGUCUGAUUUGGAAGCUAAUCUGUUUAAGCUUAUGGAGCGGCGGGGUUAUGGGGAAGAGUACAUUAGUCGUUACAAGAUGAUGACCAGAUUUCACCACCAAAGAGUGCCAUUUGUAAUUCUUGUAUGUGGAACUGCCUGUGUUGGAAAGUCUACCAUUGCUACCCAGCUGGCCCAAAGGCUAAAUUUGCCGAAUGUCCUACAGACAGAUAUGGUGUAUGAAUUGCUACGAACAGCGACAGAUGCACCAUUGGCAUCUACUCCAGUAUGGGCCCGAGACUUCAGCUCCUCUGAGGAGUUGAUCACUGAAUUUUGUAGAGAAUGCAGAAUUGUUCGUAAAGGUUUGGCUGGUGAUUUGAAGAAAGCUAUGAAAGAUGGGAAGCCAAUUAUAAUUGAGGGAAUACAUUUAGAUCCAAGCAUUUAUUUGAUGGAUGACGAAAAUAAGACAUUAGCUAACAUGCUGGAAAAAUCUAAAGAGGCUAAUCAUGUAUCUGUGACAUGUGAUGAUAGUACUGCAACAGAGAUUGAAAACAAUUCUAGUAGUGUUAAUGGAUAUGACAGUAAAAAGAGCAAUUGUUCUGGGCAUGUGAGCUCAGAAGAAGGGAGUUCUGCUAAUCAGCUGAAUAAAGUCUCGGAUACUCUGGAGUCUAUCAACCUAGCAAGAAGUGUGUCCGGGAGCAAAGGUGAAACUCUUAAAGAUACAGAGACUGGUGGAAAUAGUGCUGUUAGGAAGGAGAAGUCUGGUGCUGAACCAAUAAUUGUACCUAUAGUUCUGAAGAUGUCUGAAUUUGAUCAUAAGGCAUUACUAGAGGAGUGGAUCUCGACUCGUAUAUUUAAGGAUAAAUGUCUAGUCCAGGAUAAAGAUAAGCUAAUAGCCAACUUAAAAAUCAUUCAGGACUAUCUUUGCUCGUUCAAGUCACAGGGUUUGACAGUUGUCAAUAUAUCACCAACGACAUUCCCACAAACACUGGAUUGGCUGCACAGUUAUCUUCUUCAGUGUAUUGAGCAGGGCAUUUCAUCUAAUUCCAACGAAAAGGAGACACGACCAGCUGAAAAUUAGAACACAUUCUGAUGUUAGCUUGAGAGAGAUACCCCUCGUAAUGAUCUAAAUUCAAAUGGGGAGAGAACAAAAUCCGUAGGGGUUCCGGGCAUGACUUCAUGGGGAAGUGGCUGGAAGUUGGAGCACCAAAUGUCGGGAAGUGAAUGUAAAGCUUAACUUUUCACAGGGACCUUUCUUGAGCCUCUAGCCGGAUGAAUGAAGGGUCUUGGGAUUCGUCUUCUUUUGAUUACAGUUCCUUUUCUCUCACUCCAAUUGCCAGCCUCUUGGAACACCCUGCACUUCCUGAAAUCCAGGUGCCCGAUUUUCAAGACCGGAUCAUGCUCUAUAGAGGAUACGUGCAGGUCCCCCACUAAUGGUUCGAUAAGUUAAUUGUUUUAUGAUACUCGUGCCCCCCUUGGUGUAUGAGACGUUGUACAAAUGUAUGCAUUUCGAUUUGGCCGAAUUCUUUGGUUACCAAUUCCAACAUAUUUGUCUUUAUCAGUUCACCAUUUUAGAAGGGGAGGAAGGGGUUAUUGUGAAGCUUAAUUAUAUGAUGUGCUAUGUGCGCAUCGAUGAUUGAAUGCAUUCUCUGUACAACCUCUUUAGAUAAACAAAAAAAGACGCAGUUGUUAUUGUUCCA
This is a messenger RNA of Corylus avellana, 2043 nucleotides long. Its product is annotated as P-loop containing nucleoside triphosphate hydrolases superfamily protein. The record is from RefSeq and is a predicted model, not a curated record. NCBI's taxonomy places the organism in Eukaryota, Viridiplantae, Streptophyta, Magnoliopsida, Fagales, Betulaceae.